Molecule: messenger RNA, 456 nt
Organism: Diabrotica virgifera virgifera (western corn rootworm)
Lineage: Eukaryota; Metazoa; Arthropoda; Insecta; Coleoptera; Chrysomelidae
Exons: 3
Coding region: 1-456 (151 amino acids)
Source: RefSeq, a predicted model, not a curated record
AUGAUCAAUGACCAACAGAAAGUCACAGAAACCUGGAAGCAUUAUUUUCCGACCCUACUUGGAACACAAGUAGACGUGGAAGAUGAAAUUGGUAUGAACUACGUAGAAGAGAAUGAAGUAGAUAAUGGAGUAGAAGCUCCAAGCAGAGGUCACUCACCAAAAAAUAGCAGAGGAAAAUGUAAAUGUAUAAAACUUUCGGUUGAUUUAGAGCUAUAUGGAUUAAUUACAUUGCAGAUUCAAAAAUAUAAUGAGCAGAAGGUUUUGGACCAGUUGAAGAGAGACCAAACUGCGGACAAAAAAGACAUACUUGCAACAGGUGGUGGCACAUUUAUUCCUCGUCUCACAUAUGUAGGGGCACAAAUGUUGAGUUUGAUUGGCAAUCAAAUCCAACCUUUACCCAACAGUUGUGACAGUGCAUCUGGUUUCUUCACAUCUGAUGAGUCCUUAUUUUAUUAA